AUCAGCCUGGGGGAUGACAAGAAAGGGACUGGUUUGGGUUUGUGCAAUGGUCCUGUAGCCUGGUGGCCUGGUGUGGGACCGUGGCUUCCGAGAGUGAGAUCCUAGGCUGUGGCAGGGCUGUUUUCUUGCCACAUGAGCCUGGAGGCAAGCUGGCCCCGGAUGCUCACUACAAACUGGGACCCAGUGAGGCUGGCGCAGUGGGAGGUGGGCCGAAGGGAGGCAGGCCACCGGCUGGAGCCAGUGGGCAGGCUGGGCUGAGAGGAAGGAGAGGCAGGCGGGCAGGGGCCUCCGAUGGGUGGGCAGGACCCGGGAGGGAGCAGAUCUGGAGGCCAGAGAGGCCUUCUGGCUCAGGGUGCUGCAGAGGCCGGGAGGACCGAUGGGGGGAUAGCACGAGAGGACAGGAUGGGGAGGACUUUUAGGGUUGGGAGGGGUCAGGUCCAUGGGGUCUGGUCAGGGGACACCCUCCCACUACCUGGUGGGGUCGCCCGUGUCCCUGGGGCCCCGCUGUGACUAAGAAGCCACGCCGCAACGUCGGGUUUGAUUAUCUCGUAAAAGGACGCCCCCUCUGCUUGCUCAGCAGAGGGGUUGCCAUGGAGACCAGCGGGCAGGCCCCAAGGGGGCCAGGUUGGAGCCAAUUACUGUGGCCGCAGCAAGGAGAAAGUCCACCGCCGGCCGUGGUGCUGACAGCAGGGCUGGUGCGGAGGGACAGGCCCUCAGAAGUUGGUUUCCAAAAAGCAGUUGGCUCGGCGGGAACAGAGCGGUGUCUUUGUGCCCAGUGCCCGUUUCCUGGCAAGGCUGAGCCAUGCGGCCGCUCAGCCACUCACCGCCACAGCAUGGCUCAGCCCCAGAGCCUCAUUUGGGGCGUUCUCAGAGUGGGCGUAGCCCCAAGCAUGUGACUCACAGCCUCCUGGGGGCCCAGAUUGGGGAGGGCAGGUGAAGCCAGCCUGGUCUGGUAAAGUCAACUGAACCCAACACCAGCCCAGCUCACGGACCACAGCUUCAGGCCUGGGAGCGACGGGACAGCGUGCGACAGUAACAGCUCAGUCAGUGAUGUGGCAGGUGUGGUCGUGAUGGGUGGCUGCUGACAUAGCCCAGUCAGUGGUGUGGACAGGACUGUGGCAUGGUGUGGUUGGUGACAUGGCGCAGUCGUAACAUGGUGUGGCCCAGAGCCUGGCCAGAGAGUACCUGGGCUCACCGCACCCUGUCUUAGGUCCUCCGCCACCAGGUCUCGGGGAUGGGACAUGCUGUUUUUGUAGCACAGUUACAUCCUGUGACAGCAAGUGAGAUGCUGGUGAGAGCUGGCAUGAUCAGGCCUGACUUUCCCAAGGAGGCCCCAUAAUUAGAGAGCCGGGAGAGGGUGUCAGCAGUUUAAAUAGAACAGCAGGCUGAGGUGCCCCUUCACAGCCUCCUGUGUAAGGCCGGCCCAGAGAGGGGCACCAGGGCUUGGGGGGUCCUGGGCUGGGCUGCCUCUCUGGACCUCCAUCCUGGGGCUGCCAUGUCCCUGGCAGCCAACAAAUGGCCCAGCCCCAGCGGCAGGCAGAGCACAGAGGAGGUCCUCAAGCUGUGGGAGGGGGCUCCAGGACCUGGGGACUGGAGUCCAGGGGGGCCCAGUCCUCUUGGCCACUGCACUAGGCUUGGGGUGGGCAUCUGCACUGGCCCAAGCAGAGAAGACCCAGUGUGGUGGGGGCCACAGCAUGGGGGGGGCGGGCUCCAAGUAGCGGUUCUGGGUAAGGGAAGAUGGCCCAUGGUCGUCUCCUUCCUCCCUCCUGGCUCUUGCCCCAGGUCUCAGCCGGCCUCAUGUCUGCAGAAUCCUGCUCUUAGCUAGCUGCCAAGGAAGGUGUUAGCUGUCAACGCAGGUGUUAGCUGAUAACUCAAGUGUUAGCUGAUAAGCCAUAACCCUCCCUGGGGGAUUCACAUUUUAAUAGACUCACUCCUGGAGGCGGGAAGAACCUUGGCUCUAACGGUGGAAUGACAGGCAGUGAUCUUAGUAUAGGGGCGUGUGGCCCUGCUGGUAAGACCAGGCUGGACACAGAGCCCCAUGAGGGGUCUCCUGCCCUGUCCAGGUCGUUGGUGAGGCCCCAAAUGUAUCUGGCCCCGAGAUGGGGGAGAGGGGACUGGGGCAGGAAGCAUGGGGAGUGUGUCUGGGUGGGAGGGUUGAGGGCAGCUGUGAUUGCACAGGGAGUGAUGGGCUGGGAAGGAGUAAGCUCCUCGCCCCGGGAGGAGAUCAAGCAGAGAAUGAGGCCGAGGGGAGGAGGCUGCAGGAGGUUCCGUGCCAAGUCAGGAAGCACAGAAGCAGCUCCAAGGAGGAUGUGUGGAGGAGGGAGCAGCCUGCCUGGAGGGGGCUGUGCUCGCCCUUCCCUUUCGGAGCCGGCCGCCUGCACUCGGUGGUGUCCAUGCUCCUGAUCCUGUGAUAGUAGAGUUGCUCCAGAGCCUGGGGCUCCCAGCAGUGUUUCCUUGGGACCCAGACCCCUGCAGGAUGCCGCUGGGGGCUGUGGCUCCGGGCUCCACCAAGGCCCCUGCCGUUUCCUCCUUUAAGCGCAGCUCCCCACGGUGGUGAGGCCUCAGAAUCUGGGCAGCCCUGGGGCCUCAGGGGCUCUGGGGCCUGGGCAGGACAGGGGGUCUGAACCACAGCCCCACCCCUCCUGCAGCCCGAGAUGGCCCUGGGGAGGGGCUGCUGCGGAAGCUGUUGAGAGCCCAGCAGCUGACUGCUAGGCAGGCCUGGGCCUGAGCCUUGGCUCAGGGCUCCUCUGCGUGAGCUCAGCCAGUCUGGUGCUCAGGUGUUUGCCGAGGGCCUCUCUCCCAGCCUGGCCUGUGGGCUGGGGGCAGAGGACAGGCCAGGGAUCACACUGGGACCAGUAGGGAUGGCAGACAGGUCCAGAGACCUCUGUGUUCGCUGCAGUCCCGAGAAGGUUUCUGUGGGUGAGUACCCAUCCCAGGAGGCCUUCAAGUGGGGUCCCCGCGCUGACCCUGCUCUGACCAAGUGCUAGAGGGGCAUGUGGGCACAUUAGCUCGUGUGUAUGAGUGCCGGGCGGCAACGUGGGCGUCUGUGGGCGAGGUUCCAGGUGUGGAGCAUGUGACUCCCCUGCAGCAGCUUCCAGAUGGCGGAUGGAGCAGGAAUCACAGCAUGGAACCGGCUGCUGGCCUGGGUGCUGUGGCUACAGGCAUGGCGGGUGGCGGCACCGUGCCCAGGCGCCUGUGUGUGCUACAACGAGCCCAAGGUGACGACGAGCUGCCCACAGCAGGGUCUCCAAGCCGUGCCGGCUGACAUCCCGGCUGCCAGCCAGCGCGUCUUCCUGCACGGUAACCGCAUUGUGCACGUGCCGGCCGCUGGCUUCCGCGCCUGUCGCAACCUCACCAUCCUGUGGCUGCACUCGAAUGCACUGGCCCGCAUCGAUGCCACCGCCUUUGCCGGCCUGGCCCUCCUGGAGCAGCUGGACCUCAGUGACAACUCACAGCUACGCUCUGUGGACCCCGCCACGUUCCAUGGCCUGGGCCGCCUGCACACGCUGCACCUGGACCGCUGUGGCCUGCAGGAGCUGGGCCCCGGCCUCUUCCGUGGCCUGGUCGCCCUGCAGUACCUCUACCUGCAGGACAACGGGCUACAGGCACUGCCUGACGAUGCCUUCCGUGACCUGGGCAACCUCACGCACCUCUUCCUGCACGGCAACCGCAUCCCCAGCGUGCCCGAGCGCGCCUUCCGUGGCCUGCACAGCCUUGACCGCCUCUUGCUGCACCAGAACCGCGUGGCCCGCGUGCACCCGCACGCCUUCCGCGACCUGGGCCGCCUCAUGACCCUCUACCUGUUUGCCAACAACCUCUCGGCGCUGCCCGCGGAGGCCCUGGCGCCCCUUCGAGCGCUGCAGUACCUGCGGCUCAACGACAACCCCUGGGUAUGCGACUGCCGGGCGCGCCCACUCUGGGUGUGGCUGCGGCAGUUCCGAGGCUCCUCGUCUGAGCUGCUCUGCAGCCUGCCCCCACGCCUGGCCGGCCGUGACCUCAAGCGCCUGGCUGCCACCGACCUGGAGGGCUGCGCCGUGGCCUCCAGGCCCUCCCAUCCUGUCUGGACCGGCGGGCCUGCCAACGAGGAACCCCUGGGGCUGCCCAAGUGCUGCCAGCCAGACGCCGCAGACAAGGCCUCGGUGCUGGAGGCCGGGAGUCCAGCCUCGGCUGGCAAUGCACUCAAGGGACGUGCACCGUCCGGCGACAGCCCACCCGGCAACGGCUCUGGCCCACGGCACAUCAAUGACUCCCCCUUCGGGACCCUGCCUGGCUCAGCCAAGCCCCCGCUGACAGUGCUGAGGCCUGAGGGCUCCGAGCCCCCUGGCCCCCCCACCACGGGCCCUCGCCGGAGACCAGGCUGCUCCCGCAAGAACCGCACUCGCAGCCAGUGCCGUCUGGGCCAGGCAGGCAGUGGGGGUGGUGGGGCCGGUGACUCAGAGGGCUCGGGCGCUCUGCCCAGCCUCGCCUGCAGCCUCGCACCCCUGGGCUUUGCACUGGUGCUCUGGACAGUGUUCGGGUCCUGCUGACUGGCCCCCGAUUGGGAUGCUUCUCUCAGCAGCCAGGUGUGUGUACAUACGGGGUCCCUCCACGCGGCCAGCCAGCACGGGGCGGCAGGCCCUCCCGGACGGACGCUCCUGCCCCCGCCCCAUCUCCACCCCAUCAUGUUUACAGGGUACGGUGGCAGCGUUUGUUCCAGAACGCCGCCUCCCACCCGGAUUGCGGUAUAUAGAGAUACGCGUUUUAUUUUACUUGUGUAAAAAUGCCGACGACGUGGAAUAAAGCGCUCUUUUCUUAA
Equus quagga is the source of this 4795-nucleotide messenger RNA. It is a transcript of the gene RTN4R, whose product is annotated as reticulon 4 receptor. Gene Ontology annotation, cellular component: plasma membrane. The transcript is spliced from 2 exons. Lineage: Eukaryota; Metazoa; Chordata; Mammalia; Perissodactyla; Equidae. The record is from RefSeq and is a predicted model, not a curated record. Gene Ontology annotation, molecular function: protein binding. Bases 3099 to 4526 code for a protein of 475 amino acids.